Molecule: messenger RNA, 3821 nt
Organism: Anopheles arabiensis
Lineage: Eukaryota; Metazoa; Arthropoda; Insecta; Diptera; Culicidae
Gene: Cpr50Ca
Exons: 4
Coding region: 331-3024 (897 amino acids)
Cellular component (GO): extracellular matrix
Source: RefSeq, a predicted model, not a curated record
CUUGGCGGUAAACGCGUACGGUUCGUUGAGUGACACUGAUAUUAUCGUUGAUUUUUUGUGUACUCGUUGAAUAUGUUAUUUAUUGUUAUCGAAUUCACCCUGGCGUAUAACUUUUUCAGAAACAUGGAAUAAUUCUAUAGAAAUGAUAAAAACGUAAAAAAUUAUGAAUACGUGAAAUUUCGUUUAGUUGUAAAAGUGACAUAACUCAUACUAAACAGUGCUUUAUACUAAAACCGGUUUUGUUUCAAGGGUGAAAAUAGCAGUAAACAGAUUGCAAAACACUUGAAAACAUCUACCAUCGACCAUUUGUACCUAGAAUCAAUACAAGACAUGAGGGAGUACUGUCUGAUUUUAUUAAUACCUUUGGCAGUGUUGGCUGGUAGAUCACCUGCCGCGGUGUUCGAAGAUGUAUAUGAGCUAGGCCGUCCAAAUGCAUCCUUUUUGGCAACAACAGAAAGCUGGAACGGCAUGAAGGCAUACUUGAGGAAAAAAUAUCGCCAAAUGCAAGAUCCACUUCAACAAGCAUCAAUGAUCGCUGCUUACACCGCUGCUCAUGAGCGAUACCAAAACUCAGAAGAGAAACAACAUGACCGUGUUCGUAUCGAAAACAUGGGUAAACUAGCAUCAGUACGUACAAAACGAUUGGGUAAUCUGCCAUUAGCUGUGCAAAACUCGAAAAUGAUAGAUAUUGUUCCACGAGAAAUGAUCAAGUUUGAAUUGUCAGAUGCUGUAGCUUACUCUUUUGACUAUGACUCACCUUUACACGCUUCACAUCGCUCAAAAUCGCGGACAAAAAGAGAAAAACAGGAGAAACGAAUGGAACCAAUUCCAAGAGAAAUAUUACGAUUUGAGUUAAGCGAUGCAGUAGUUUCAAAAUUGAAAAAUAACGCUAAUUCAACGACAAGUAUUAGACACCGACGGUCAGCUAGUCCCGAUCCACGCGAUUACUUUAAAUUCGAAUUGGAAGAUGCCAAGACUCCUAAUGGCUAUGCAAACGCCAAAGCAAAUGUAACAGAAAAUUUGCGACACCCCUUUACGUCAUCGGAUAUUUACAGACGUGGAAAGGUGUUUGAUGAAGCAUUCGAACGUCCAAAGGCAAAUGUACAGAAAAAUGAAGCAACUAAGAAGGAAAAACGGGAAAGCAUAGACCCCAUGGAUAAAGAUGAUGCUAGCGAUAUGAGCUCUGAAGAGUCUCGACGCAUUAAAAUCACAGGGAAAAAACAAAAGCAAAGUGCCAAUUAUGAGGAUCUUCCUAUUGGUAUACAAAAAGCCAUAGACAUAGCAAUUAAAGCAAAUGAGCGCAUUAAUGGAAAAGGCGGUGAUACGAUUUUGAAAACAGCAGCUUUGCAAUCUACAUCAAAAUACUUCUUUGGUGAUAAAAAACCGAAAACUAAAAAUUCAUUCAUUACAACGCCAAAACCAAAUAUUAACCUAUCAUACAUUGAGCAGCCUGUGGUAGAAGAAACACCAAAUGGUCAAACCGAUAUUAUUUCAAGUAACCCAUUGGAAACAGGAUCGGGAACGAUUUCGGACACUAUCAGUUUAAAAAAUACAAAACACUCCUCCCUGCAAGGCAUCCCAAAAACCUGGUGGUCCUUCUCUGAUUUGCAACGACCGAAACGUUUAUACCAAAAAGUUCCACUCUCGCCGCUGGCCGUAAGUUCACAAUAUGUAAACACUUUCAAGCCGUCUAUCGAACAAAGCAAGAUGAAUGAACUUUCACCAGGUUAUCAUCGUCAACAGGAUUUACUUUCCCCUGUUACUUCAUCAAACACAGAACCAGCUGCUCUAUCUGACCUAGACAGUUAUAGAACAUCUGUAUCAAUUAUUCCACAAGAAGUGAUCAUAAAAGAACGACCGAAGAUUCAGUACGUUAUUAAAGAGAUACCAGUAUCAAAGCAAAUGAAACAACAGCGUACAAAGCUAACAAUGCAACCUAGCAUUUUGAUCUCUUACGGUCAGGAUAUCUCAAACCCUAGGAAAGAAAGUGUUAUUAAUCGCACCUAUGACAUAGUUUAUGGACCAACCAAAGUCGAAUAUGGACAUCGUAAACCCAUAGAAGAACCAGUUCACUCAUUUCAAAACAUGAAAGUUUUAGUGCCUGAUUAUAAAGAAGAAUCUCACACACAACAUUACUUUGAUAGUAACAAAAAUAAUCAAAUAUUUGAGACAGAACAACCAUCCUCAGUACAACUGAAUGAAUUCAAUUCUUCUCAAGGGAAUAUUGCAGCCUUAUCCGCUUUAAUUGGACAACAGCCAAACGCGCAAUUAAAGGGACUAAAUCAACUAUUGCAUACGCCUCUUUCAAUGACACAAAAUGACCAACAGCAUCGACCUCAAGAUAGCACAGCUCCAGUAACAUUUCCGGAAACAUCCACUAUGACACCAAAACCAUUUCGACCGAGUUAUCGAUCGAUACAAGUCAAUCAUGAAUCAAACAUUAUUUACGACGACAAUUAUCAUCACGCAUUGCAAAUAGAUCCUCAUUUACAAUUUGAUUUGAAGAAAGAAUAUACGCCGAUUCAGGAAGAAACUACAGAUGUUUCCGAUUCUGAAUUUAUAGGGCCUGUUGUUGCAACUGCUAAUUAUGCAUCAAAUUUUGUUGGAUCGCAGAAACCAAUACAAUUUAGAAUAGCAGAACAUCAGAAAUUCAAUGAAGCAGAAGCUGGUCACGAGACAAACACAUAUAGCCACAUUAAAGGCCAUAGCUCACCUGACUCUCCUAACGAUAAAUCAACGUCGCGCCAUUACCUGGAACAGCAUCAUACUUAUCACGAUUCCAGAAAAGAGCAUUAUGAUGUAAUAAAUUCCGAAGGAUAUGCUUUCGGAUACAGAGUACGCGAUUUUCAUACAGGAAAUGAUUUUGGUCACAUACAGAAUCAUGACAACGGUGUAACGCGUGGUGAGUAUCACACCUUACUGCCAGAUGGCCGAGUUCAAAAUGUACGAUAUACUGCCGAUGCCAAGGGUUUCCACGCAGAUGUCUCUUAUGAAAGUGUGCAUUCAUCCUCCCAUAGUAGUUAGUAGAUGUUAAGAUUAGAAGAGAGAUUAAUGACUACCAAUAAUCGAUUUUAGACGCAGGAGAUGCAUGAAAAAUGGUUUUGUUCAUGCUUUUGAAUAUCUUGUUGAACUUUGAAUAUUGAAUAUUUAAAAUAUUUACAGUUACAAUUACAAUAUACAACAGACAAUAAAACGUUACGAGCAAUAUACGAACCAAUACCAAUAGACGAAUACCAAUCUUUCAAAUUCCAGAAAUAAAUAUAAGAAAAUUGACCUGCGCUGAUUUCAUAAUUUAUUUUAUUUUUCGAGGUUCCAAUUUAGAAAUUUUAUCAAGUGCUAACAGAUUCUCAAAGAAAAUAUUUAACUUUGAAAAUUAGCCUAUAGUUCUUUACUAUAGAUUAGUUCAUAAGAUAUGAUGUGAUGAAUGGGAGAUGUGCAAUAAUAAACAGUUAGCUGAAUUCAGAUUAAUUACGAAACGGAUGCAUAAUCAUAAAUUACCAGACUGUUGUUGUUAUGUUAGAUAACACAAUUGUUUUAUUAGAUAACACUAUGUUAUAGAUAAGUGUGUACAUAUUGUGUUGAUAUCAUUUCUAUUGAAUGUUUUCAUACACAAUACAGAAACAUUUACUUCAAACCAAACAGGAAUCGAAUCUUAUAAUACCUUUUACAACGUGAGACAUGACAGAAGUAAUAUUUAGCAUCAAUACAAAUAAAAUCGUAAUGAUUUUGUGUUCCUUUUUGUUUGUUGAGACAUGUUUGUGUUAGGCCCUGGUAUAUGAUAAUAAAGGAGUGUUGCUAAAUUGUACGAUCGAACUGUCCAA